Symbiodinium necroappetens is the source of this 336-nucleotide messenger RNA. The record is from the annotation of a GenBank genome assembly. Lineage: Eukaryota; Dinophyceae; Suessiales; Symbiodiniaceae.
AUGCCUCCCAGCACUGCAACGACGACGGCCACAGCCAGCACGUCCGAACCACCGGCCACUACGACAGCGUCGGCGGCCUGUGUGGGAGCCUGGCAGCAGUGUGGCGGGCGAAAUCAUGCCGGGGCAACUUGCUGCGUGGAGGGAUAUCUCUGCGUCGUGGACAACGAGUGGUAUUCGCAGUGCCAACCCACGCCUAUGCCCGCUUUCGCCCAAGCAGCGGCGCAGAAGCGGCGGGGCAGCCGCCGUCAGAAGUUUCUGGGCCCCAGCUUCAUGCAGUCCAAGGCGAAAUCUUGGAAAGGAGCCUUCCAGCCUCCCCUGGAGAAAUGGGAGCUUUAA